Mercenaria mercenaria is the source of this 1449-nucleotide messenger RNA. Its product is annotated as zinc finger MYM-type protein 1-like. The coding region runs from base 1 to 1449 and encodes 482 amino acids. The transcript has 2 exons. NCBI's taxonomy places the organism in Eukaryota, Metazoa, Mollusca, Bivalvia, Venerida, Veneridae. The record is from RefSeq and is a predicted model, not a curated record.
AUGUCACAGAGUAGAAUUGACAGAUUUUUUACUGUCCGGUCAGGAGAAACGCUAUCUGACGAGUUAGAGGAUCAGUCAACCGAGCCUACGAAAGAAGAUGAGCCAGAUAAACUUUCGCGGAUCUCUAACACGAUGUAUCCAGAUCCGGCAAAGUUGUCGCGUACUUGCGACGACGCAUUGAAGAUUACAGUCCAUACUGUAGAAAAUAACAGAGAAUGGGCAAAAACGUUCGAGUUCAAGUCAAUCCCAGAGUAUGGUACCAAGCGUCAAUUUUCAAAUGAUUGGUUAGAGAAAUAUGAGUGGCUACGAUAUUCAGUUUCUGAAAAUUCCGUCUACUGCACACCCUGUCUCCUGUUUAGAUCUGCAUCUUCAAAGGAAAAAACAUUCAUCAGCACUCCAGUAUCGAAAUGGUCGAACCUAGGAAAAUAUAUCAAGAGGCAUGUCGAGGACGGUUCAAGUCAUCAUAGCUGCUGUGCUAGAGCUGAUAGUUUUAUGAAGAUUGUCAAAGGGAAACAAAAGAGCAUUACAGCACAGUUGUCUAAAAGCCACGCAGACACAGUUGCCAGAAAUCGACAUGUGUUAAGAUCAAUAAUAGAGGUAAUCAUUCUUUGUGGUCGUCAAAAUAUCCCACUUAGAAGCCAUGAUGACAGCAACAGUAACUUUAUGGUGUUGUUGAAUGACAAGGCUACUAGGGAUGAAAUAUUGAAAUCUCAUUUGGCUUCAAACGCAAAAGUAACAUACACAUCCCCUGAAAUUCAAAACGAAUUGAUCACUUUGUGUGGAGAACAUAUUGGCAACAAAAUUGUGAAGCAAUGCAACGAUGCUGUUUGUUAUUCGUUUCUUGCAGACGAGGCGACAGAUGCCUCCACUAUGGAACAAAUCGCCAUGUGUGUGAGGUAUUAUUCCGAGUCGGAAAAUGACGUCCGUGAGGAUUUCGUUGGGUUUAUUCAAGCAAAGUCAACUACUGGAGAAGCUCUGUUCAAUAAGUUCAUUGAAGGCCAGAGGAAUGUUGGGUUAGAUAUUACUAAGAUGCGUGGCCAGGGUUACGAUGGGGCCAGUAAUAUGUCGGGGUGUCAUCGUGGUGUACAAGCUCGGGUACAGCAACUAGUUCCACAAGCCAUGUAUGUUCACUGCAAAGAUCAUAGCUUGAAUCUUUCCAUCGUCCACGCCUGCAAAGAAGUACUUGUUAGAAACUUGCUGGACACCGUGCAGCAAAUUGGUUUUGCAUUUAAGUAUUCUGCAAAACGUCUACUUGCAUUCCAGGAAGAGCUAGGAAACGACCCUGUUGCUAGAGAAGAAAUGAACAAGCGAACCCGCCUGCAGAGUCUCUGUGAGACAAGAUGGGCCAGUCGUGCAGACUCACUAUACACCUUUAAAGCCGCAUACACCACUAUAGUAAAUGCCCUCGAGGUGUUAGAGCGAGAAGGAGACUCCAAAGCGCGCAGCUAA